AUGCAACCUUACGGGAUGUCAACUAGCAGGACGAACAGGCGACCAUUGGUCGCUUCCCGUGGUGGUCCAAAUGCCCCCCAACGCAAUUAUGCGAUGGUCACUGGUCCCGUUGACCCUAGCACAUCACUUAUUCGCUAUGAGCUUCCAUUUUCACCAGCUGAUCCAAAACGUUCCGUUAAGCUCCGCCGUCGUUUCGGCGAGCCCAUAGAAGAGAGCGUGGUGGAUCCCAACGUGCGUGUGGUGCUGGACUCUUUCAUUCCCCCACGGGCUUGGUAUGAUGACGAUGGGGUGUUGUGGGUCCAGCACGCGAGCCCGAAGCCCGCCUCCCGUACUGACACUGUCGAAACACACGAGAAACUGAGGCGUCGAUUGCGGGAGACGGGUGCGAAGCGCACGGGCAUCUGUCCUAUUCGAUCUCUUCUACUAGCCGAGUGUUUCCUCGAAGUGAUACGACAGGUGACUGUCGAGUGCUGGGAACGUGGUUUAGUGCUCCUAAAGAUUCACGCGGAAAGAGUGGCGGCGCAAACGGCACACCGCGAGUUGUUCGAGUCGCGCGUCGGGUAUGCGUUUCGUUUGGCACUGAAGGGUGAGAAGGAUACAAGCCGUGUCCAGCAGGAUUUGGGGAAGUUGAAGAAACGCAUGGAAGAACUUGCGGAGGAGGAAAAGACGCUGCGGCAGCAGUGUGACGAGGCAUCGGCGAGGGGUGAGGAAGAAAUGCUUAUUGUGGGGAAACAGCACAGCGAUGAGGUGGCAGCAAUCAAGAAGGAAGGCAUACUGAAGCGCAAUCAGCUAGAGCACAUGAUUUCGAUGCCUUCAACUCCGUAA
Molecule: messenger RNA, 825 nt
Organism: Trypanosoma brucei brucei TREU927
Lineage: Eukaryota; Euglenozoa; Kinetoplastea; Trypanosomatida; Trypanosomatidae
Product: dynein arm light chain axonemal
Exons: 1
Coding region: 1-825 (274 amino acids)
Cellular component (GO): axoneme
Molecular function (GO): dynein heavy chain binding
Source: RefSeq, a predicted model, not a curated record